Actinia tenebrosa (Australian red waratah sea anemone) is the source of this 1185-nucleotide messenger RNA. RefSeq names its product repressor of RNA polymerase III transcription MAF1 homolog. The record is from RefSeq and is a predicted model, not a curated record. Gene Ontology annotation, cellular component: nucleus. Gene Ontology annotation, biological process: negative regulation of transcription by RNA polymerase III. NCBI's taxonomy places the organism in Eukaryota, Metazoa, Cnidaria, Anthozoa, Actiniaria, Actiniidae. Gene Ontology annotation, molecular function: RNA polymerase III core binding.
ACGUAUUUUUUUCCGCCAUUUCUGUCAAAAAAUUGUGGUCAAAAAAAACCUUUUUUAACUCGGUUUUAUCGCCAAAGAAAGCGAUCAAAAAAGUAUUUGGGAAAAUAUUACUAAUUCCCAAAGGGCAGGUGGCGAAAAYCGGGAUUUCUGAUGUGGUUUAUUCGCGAAAAUCUUGAUGAAUUUGUUGGAGUCGUUUGUUGUUUUGUUUGAAGUGAAGCGAAAUAACAAAGCUAUGUUAUUAGUGAUGUCUAGUUCUCUUGAUCUUCUAUAUACAUCAUAAGGAGGAUACAAGCCAACACUUUCACCUGGCCUUUUAACUGAACGAGAAAAAGUKUACAAGAAUCGCGAGAAAGCGCUUGGAAAUCUGUUGUUAUUGGUACGAAGUAAGUAGUUGACAGAUAUAAGCAAAGUAAGAAGAAUAAGCUGAAGUGAAACAAUGAAGUUCCUUGAAAACGCUCGGUUAGACACGAUUAGUGCUGCUGUAUCAAGAAACAAUGGUGACAUCGUAGUCGAUGGAAAGGUUGAAAGUUAUUCCUGUAAGAUGGCUGGCAAUGACAAGAAAUUGUACAAAACACUCAAUGAAGGCAGUUCUCCUAGUGAUCUUCAAGCUCUUUCACCACCAACUGUGCAAGUAACAACAAUCCCCUCGCCUACUACAAACAACCCAUUUCUGUAUUCAAGUAGAAAACGAACUCUCAGCAAUACAAGUCAAGAAGAAGGAACUCUUUGUGAUACAAUUAGUAGAAAAACCUUGUUUCAUCUGAUAUCUACUCUUAAUGCUUCAUUCCAACCUGAUUAUGACUUCAGCAAUGCCAAGUCAGAGGAGUUCAGCCUUGAGCCAUGUUUGCAAGUUGUUAUAGAUAACAUAAAUGCAAAUUUGUCUGCUAGCAUGGGGGAAAAUUUCACUGGACUUAAAGUAGCAAUGUGGUCAGCUAUUGAUGAAGAAAUACAGUUAAAUGACUGUGAUAUAUACAGUUACAACCCAGACCUGGAUUCUGAUCCAUAUGGUGAGGAAGGCAUCUUGUGGUCCUUCAACUACUUCUUUUACAACAAGAAGAUGAAAAGGAUCUUGUUCUUUACAUGUAAAGCAUCAAGUCCAAGUGUCAUGUCCAUGUCUGAUGAAGAUGAAGAACUGUUUGAGAUGGAUAGUAUGAACACAGAUCUACAUUCACAACAAAUACCCAG